Molecule: messenger RNA, 2131 nt
Organism: Lagenorhynchus albirostris (white-beaked dolphin)
Lineage: Eukaryota; Metazoa; Chordata; Mammalia; Artiodactyla; Delphinidae
Gene: ZNF165
Product: zinc finger protein 165
Exons: 4
Coding region: 602-2059 (485 amino acids)
Biological process (GO): regulation of transcription by RNA polymerase II
Molecular function (GO): RNA polymerase II cis-regulatory region sequence-specific DNA binding; DNA-binding transcription factor activity, RNA polymerase II-specific
Source: RefSeq, a predicted model, not a curated record
CGGGACCUCAGGGGAAUCCCGAGGAAAGGUGGAACUAGGUUUGGCGUGGGGAGAGCGUUCGCGCCCUCCUAUUUCGGGAAAGAAUAUGGGUUUCCAUAGUUACCUCCGCCGCGCGUGACGUCAUCGUUGAGGGCUAAGAGGGCGUGGUUGGGGGGGGCUCGGGCAUUCCUGCUUGCGGAGAUUACAGGGUCACUGGUGAGAGGAGUGGCCUGACCCAGUCGGGCAAGGCGAGGAAGGGUGGCAUCUGUCUUGGAUCGGCUGCGUUCUGCCAGAAGAAAACUGCCCCACGGUCCGCCUCUGACUCCUGCUUCUCAUGGGAGGAGUAAUCUGCCUUUUCGCAGGAAAAGUGGGGACAUCCCGGCAUCCUCAUGAAAUUUACUCACGCAGUAAAUAUUUAGUAAGUGUUUCCUGUGUAGCGGGGAGGCCGCGAAGCCAAUAUUGAAACCAAUAUCUCGUUCUAGAAUGAGAGAGAAGACAGCAAAUCAGGCAGUUGUAAGACUGUAAAGUGCCUCAAUUUGAGAAACACAAGCAGAGCUCUUUAAACUAAAAAAGGCCUUUCACAGAGCAGAAGUGGGAUUCUGAUCAUACAUUUUAUCUCAGGAUGACAACCGAAUCAAAGAAAGCUGCAGCUCAGAACCUUCAAGAGGAUGAAGGACUUCUGAUAGUGAAGAUUGAAGAGGAAGAUUUUGUCUGGAAGCAGGACACUUGCUUACAGAGAAGUGAUACCCUCAGGCAGGAGCUCUGCCGGCAGCUGUUCAGGCAGUUCUGCUACCAGGAUUCCCCAGGACCCCGCGAGGCACUGAGCCGGCUGCGAGAGCUCUGCUGUCAGUGGCUGAAGCCAGAAACCCACACCAAGGAGCAGAUCCUGGAGCUACUGGUGCUAGAGCAGUUCCUGACCAUCCUGCCAGGGGAUCUACAGGCUUGGGUGCAUGAACGUUACCCAGAGACUGGAGAGGAGGCAGUGACCAUACUGGAAGAUUUAGAGAGAGGCACUGAUGAAGCAGUACUCCAGAUUCCAGUCUGUGGACAUGGACAAGAACUAUUCAGGAGAAAAGUGGCACCCCCUGGACCACCACUUAGUGUCCGGUUCCAGCCAGUGAACACCAAGGUCCUUCAUGGUGCUUCAGAACCCCAACUCCUACUGGACCGUGAUAAUGAGAGUGAAAACUGUGGAUCCAUGCCAAAGCUGGAAAUUUAUGAGAGAAUGGAAUCGCAGAGAAUUAUAUCAGGAAGAAUUUCAGGAUUUGUGUCAGAAGGAUCUGCUGAGCCUCAAGACAUCUGUAAGUCUACAGGCAGGUUAAAGAGACAACAGGAAAAAGAAUCAGGGGAGUCUCAAAAACCAUCAUCAGCUCAGGAUGGAGGUUUUAGUAAAAUCCUCACCCACAAAAAUACACUUACAGGUGAAAUAAUAAGCCAUGAUUGUUGUGAGAGAAGCUUAAAUCUGAACUCAAAUGAAUUUUCACACCAGAAAUCUUGUAAACACAGUACCUAUGACCAAAGUUUCAAAUGGAAUUCAGAUUUUAUUAAGCAUCAAAGAAUUUAUGCUGGAGAAAAAAUUCACCAAUAUGGAAAAUCUCUCAAGAGCCCAAACCUUAUUAAACAUGCAGCAAUUUUCAGUGGAGAGAAAACCCAUCAGUGUAAUGAAUGUGGGAAAGCUUUCAGACACAGCUCAAAGCUUAUUAGGCAUCAGAGAAUCCACACUGGAGAGAGACCUUAUGAAUGUAAUGAGUGUGGGAAAGGCUUUGGGGGGAGCUCAGAUCUUAUUAGACACCAGAGGAUUCACACUGGGGAAAGACCCUUUGAAUGCAAAGAAUGUGGGAGAGCAUUCAGCCUGAACUCACAUCUUAUCCUGCAUCAGAGAAUUCACACCAGAGAGAAACCCUAUGAAUGUAGUGAAUGUGGAAAAACCUUCAGAGUGAGCUCACACCUUAUUCGACACCUGAGAAUCCACACUGGAGAGAAACCCUAUGAAUGCAGUGAGUGUGGGAGAGCCUUCAGUCAGAGCUCACACCUUAGUCAACAUCAGAGAAUUCACAAGAGGGAAAACCUAUUAAUGUAAAGAACUUAAAUUCAUAAGGAAUAGAAAAACGUGAAAAACAUUGAAUAAAAGAUAAAUACUGGGUGAGAUGAA